CUACUAGUCUCAAAUUGACCAUGAACUGGCUGGCCCUGCCAAUGCCCUACCAUCUGGGUAGCAGUGACCUCUACCCCCACACUGGUAACCCCCCUGAGGUCACCUACAGGAAACCAUGGAGCAGAGGGAAUGUGAUUUCCAACUGCAAACUGUUUGUCAGUGGAUCUGUACUAGAUGACUUGGGCAUUAAAGGACAACCAACAUACUCUCUUGAGAAGUUGAGUGUUAGUCUGACCCAGAUGAGAGUGGAUCUUCUGGAGGUGAUACCGAGCUCCAACCCUAACUCGCAGCUUGACUUAGAUAGAGAUGAAGCAGCGUGGGUCCUGCGAGAGGCUAGGAAGGACAAGGGACACUUUGUCUGUAAUGAAUCCUUUAGCAAGAGCACAGGAGAGAAAAUGAGCCCAAGACAUCAGCGUGAUGAUCUUGUCAUGCCAGAGGAAGUUCUGUUUGUUGAUCACUUGCCACAGUUCAGGAAACAUCUGCCCUCCAUGAAAGCCAAGUUGUCCAGACUGAGGAAUCUGCCUGUGUCAGAUCCUCUUCUCAGCUCCACUGGAGGCACCCUGUCAGAGGAAGCUAUAUUCAGGCACUGUGUGGCCUAUGAGGUACCCCUUGAUGCAGAGACGGAAAGCUCAGAAACCUGUUCAAACACUGACGAGGACUUUAGCAAAGAGUCGUUGUUGAAUGAAGAGUCUCUGAUGUUACCUGUUGAAAUGGACACCUGCACACCCAGGAGGGAAGAUUGCCUCCCUUUUUCAAAUAUUCCUAAACUAUUGAAUGUUGUACCUGAAUUGAUAGAGGAGCGAACCUCUUGCCUGGAUAUGCUCACUAAAGCAACUCCCCCAGAUGCACUGGAGUCAGUAGACAUAUCCCAGUUUGAAGUGCCAAGGCUGCCAGUCAAUGACUCUCACUGUGAGAUUAAUGAAAUGCUGCUGGAUCUCAAGUCAUCAGAUCACUUGGUGUUGCCUACUCAGAUGGAGAUGGACCUACCCCUCACCCCCUCUACCAAGCCCAACCUGACCCAGCUCUGUCUGGCCUCCUCCCAACUCCCAGCUGAGCAGAUCUCUCCACUCUAUAGAUAUUAUUUUGUGUCUGAGAAAGAUCAGGAGGAGAUGGAAGAGGCACUUUGGAGGGCAGAGAAGCACCUUGACUUGGUAGUGGGCUUUCUUUUGGCAGAGCCUCAGAAGUCAGAAUCCGUUGUGCAGCUCCAGCCUUUGACCGAAGUCUUAUUAGGGAUUGGUCGGGACAACUCUGUGAGACUCGAUGAAGGAAUGGAACUAUCACUUCUGGGAACAAACUCACCAGAACUGAUAGGGAUGUAUGGGAAUGGUUCCUCUGACUUCACUGAGAGUAUGAUGAUCUCAGACCAACCCCACCUUAUGGAGACAUUGAGCAGUAUGAUAGAGGACUUCACACUACUAUCACCCUGCCAGAUGGACAAUAUAUUGAGGGAAUCUGUAGAUGACUCUGAGUUGUCAGGCCCACCAAGUGAAAUCAAAUGCAGGUCUAUCCUGAAGAAUGCAACGCCCAUGGUUGUGCCGUAUCAUCAGGAGAGAGAGGGAGCUGGGAACACAGUCGUUUCAGCACCAGCUGUUGCCACUUCCCAGGAGAGAGGGAGGACCGGGAAUGUGGCCCUCACAGCCCAAGCAUCUACUUCUUCCCAAGAGAAAGAGAGAUCUGGGACUGUGGUCUUUUCAACGCAGGCUGUUUCAACUUCUCGUGAGAAAGAGAGAGCUGGGAGUAUGGCCAUCUCAGCAGCACAGGCUACCACCAAUACUUACCUGGAGAAGUUAAACCAUGCCGUUAGACAGGCUACCACCAAUACUUACCUGGAGAAGUUAAACCAUGCCGUUAGACCUCAGAAGAAGGAGGGUUUACCUGACCAGAGAGCUAAUGUAUCCAAACUCCCAACCCCCAGACCCAGUGUGAGAGACCGUCACAUGAGUCUCCCAGUGGCUAAACCUCAGAAGGACUUAGACCCUCUGUCCACUUUCAUGAUGUUAAGGGCCCAACAGAGAACCUACGUCUCGGUGUUGCCUCAGAACCAUACAAGCACCCCAGUGGCACAGGUGGAGCAGCAGACACCACAACCACCUACGACAGAAAUGAGGCCUGGCUUCGAUGUAAAGCCUGUUGCCUAUGCAGUCACAGGAAAUGACAUCAGCGACCCUGAGGAAAUCAUUCAGCCUGUCCCUGAGGACAGACAUAACAGCAAAGUCAUACACGUCCAAGCCACAGAGAGUCAGUUCUGGGCGUACAGAGAGCUGCAGGCGUUUGCUCUGCCCUGCCUGUCCAGAGCCAGGGAGUUGGGACUGACCAACACAGCCUGUGGAGACUACAGCACCCUGUACCCGGACCACACACGUUUCCUACUGAAACAGCAGGAGAAGGAGCUCAGCAUUCGACAGGGCCAGGACCCAGAGGCUUUGUUUAACUAUGUGGCACUGAUACAUGUCCUUGUGACAGUGAAGGACCUGCUCUUCAAGUGUGACCUUAGCACUGCAGUGGAGUACCUAUCCAAGGCCAUAGAGGCCUGCGCGGGGCAGAGUCUGGACAAGCUGGUGAGAAAGCUGGAGAUUAUUCUAUAUCUCAGUCAGAAAAAACAAGAGGCCAACCCUAAGAUACUGGAACUGCAGGAACAGCUGACCACAUGGGUGCAGAGCAAGAGCAAAGGGGUCCAAAACUCCAAUGUUCUGGUGAUAAUAACAAUGGACUUGGACUGUGCCAGAGCUAUGCUCAUUAAAGCCCUGAGCCAAGUCACAGGUGAUACUGUAGCUGCACUGUAUCCUGAGGAGAGUCGAAGUAAGCUGGAGGGUUCGAAAGUUCUAGAUAGGCGACCUGCAGCGUAG
Oncorhynchus kisutch (coho salmon) is the source of this 2846-nucleotide messenger RNA. RefSeq names its product protein shortage in chiasmata 1 ortholog. Gene Ontology annotation, cellular component: condensed nuclear chromosome. The record is from RefSeq and is a predicted model, not a curated record. Bases 21 to 2846 code for a protein of 941 amino acids. Lineage: Eukaryota; Metazoa; Chordata; Actinopteri; Salmoniformes; Salmonidae. Gene Ontology annotation, biological process: resolution of meiotic recombination intermediates. The transcript is spliced from 19 exons. Gene Ontology annotation, molecular function: single-stranded DNA binding; ATP hydrolysis activity.